AUGACGGUCCUUUGGGUUCUCCUCCCGUUCGGCGUCACUGCAGGAAAUAAGAUGUCGAGCGCUUCCUCUCUACUUCCACUGGACAUGGCCAAGGACUCCGUGGACGACAUGUACGACGGCUGCCCCGCUGAAAUGGAAAAGAAGGCCAAAGAGUACCUGAAGCAUGAGCUGAACAAAGACCCCCUGUUUAAAAAGACCUGGACGGAAGCAAAGCAAAAAUACCAGAGUAGAUUUCCUAAAGCUAGUAAAAAAGGCGUGGAACAGAUCCUAGCUCUUCAUGUUUACCUCUUUAUCAAAGGAAACAUGUAUCAGCCUUUUAAUGAGGCCACUAGAGAACAGGGACCCGAGUACAAGACCACGUUCAAGUAUCACGCGCUGCACUUUUACCUGACCACAGCCCUGCAGACAAGGCAGAAACAGGACACAUGUUACAACCUCUACCGCAGGACGGACAAGUCCUUCCAACAAGACGUCCUCAACAAGGAGGUUCGCCUCGGCUCCUUUGCCUCCAGCUCACUGAACCAAGACCUGGUGCGAUUUGGAGACCAGUCGUGCUUUGAGAUUGAGACGUGCAUGGGAGUGGACGUCUCCAUGCACUCUCCAUUUGUGAUGGAAGCAGAGGUGCUGAUUCCUCCUUACGAGGUCUUUAAAGUAACAAAGAUAACGAGGAGAUCAGAUGAGCUGGAUCUUUGGUGUGAUGUGGUCUAUGAACUGAAGAGCACUAAAAAACCUCUUUCCAAUUUCAAUUGUGCUCUUGUUCCGAGAUAAACCCAGUGACCUUUUUAUGUGCAGUUUACAAAACAUGUGACGUUUAGGAUUGACGAUGCAAUGAUUCCCUGCAGAUGAUCUUUAAACCAGAAAAUAAUAUGAAUAUGAAUUUGCUUUUGUUGGCAUCAACAUAUGAAUAAAUCCACAUAGUGUUUUAUUGGACGAAAAUGUAUCCU
This is a messenger RNA of Pungitius pungitius (ninespine stickleback), 944 nucleotides long. Its product is annotated as ecto-ADP-ribosyltransferase 5-like. Gene Ontology annotation, molecular function: NAD+-protein-arginine ADP-ribosyltransferase activity; NAD+ poly-ADP-ribosyltransferase activity. The record is from RefSeq and is a predicted model, not a curated record. Lineage: Eukaryota; Metazoa; Chordata; Actinopteri; Perciformes; Gasterosteidae.